GUGUGUGUGUGUGUGUGUGUGUGUGUGUGUAUUGUAAAAUAUACUCGUAUAAGAUUAAACAAAAAUAAUACAAGAUUGCAACAUAUUUUGACAUUUCGUUUAAUACAAGAUAGUGCAGAUGCCUUGAUAAAGUAUAGAAGUUAUUUACUGUGUUAAUCAUAUUUUUAUCUUCAUAUUAUCAUCUAAAAAAGACUAUGGCCGAAAUUUACUGCUAGUACAGUCAUGUGUAUUGUAGAAAAAUCUACAAUACACAUGACAUAAACUAUAGAUUUUCAAUACUAGCAGUAAAUAUUGAAACGAAAUGCAGCCUGUAUCUUUUUUCGUAAUUUCUCUUUUUUUGUGAUUUCUAUUCCGUUUUAGGUACAGAAAGUGUAACAUAGUACCGCGACAAAGGAGAAUAGAGUCUACGGAGUGCAAAUGGGAACAGUACUGAGUACAAAAAUACGAUUACAAAGAGCGGACUUGUGCGGACAAGCGGAGCGGUUCUGAUUUUCUGAUAUGUCGAACGAUGUUGAAACUCGUGUUGGAUACUUGGGACCAUAGGCGAUUGAUUUAGACACAUGAUAAAUAUUUGAUUUCUCAAAGCUGUCGAAAAAUGCGUCCUAAUCUUCUGAUGCAUUCUCAUUGCUGACGAUAUUGACGGAAUUUACUUUUUGAAUAUUUUUAGAUAUUGACGAGAUUUUAGAAAGUAAUAUUGACUAUGGAGCGUGGAAAGACUGGACUUGGCAGGGCAGCAAAAAAUAAAAUUGCCCAACAUCCUUCCGAUUUGUUUGCAUUAGGGUCAAAGAGUUCGCGAAAUGAUAACUCUGACUCUAAAGGCAGACCAGGUGUCAUCCAUUCCAAACCAGGCAGCAGUUCUACAUCCUCUGGUAAUGAUCGGAAAAAGGAGGCUCCUGGGUCAUCAUUCAUGUAUGUCCCACAGAAGAAGCCUAAGUUGGCUCAUGUUGGCUCCCAUCAACGGCAACCUUCUUCUAGCGCAGAAGCAUGGGAGGUUUUGGUUAUAGACACUGAUCCUGCAGACUUUGUACCCAUGGCCCUUGAGGCUAAUGACAAUGAUGAAGGUGACAAAGUGAUUGGAAUAAUAUGCGGUGCUAUCAAGACAUUGAAGAAUCAAAGAUGGAAGCCUGACACAUUACUCUACAUGGGGUUGUUAUAUUUAGCAAAAAUCCGCCCAUCUAUUUUUUCAAAUGAUUGCAUUUUGCAUGCACUGUCAUCACUCCUAAGGAGAGAUCAGAAUAAUCAGAAUAGCUACAAGAAUAAAGUGAGUCCACUGGUUCCCGUACUCGCUGCGAAUCUCUUGAUGAAAGGUUUUCAUGAUAAGAAGAAUUGGCCGGAAGUAUUUGUGAAGUUGUAUGUCGAAGAUGCUCUUGGGGAGCGCAUAUGGGUUGACCAUGAGGAAUGCAAAGGUUUUGUCGACAAUAUAUUAACUAGUUUCAAUACAAGGCAUCCACCUAAAUCUGUCAUGCAGCCUGAAUUUCCAGUACUAAUGCAACGCGAUUGUCCCAGCCCAUCCACAGUGGAUGACGAAGAUCCGGCGGCAUCAGCAGCGUCGUUGUCUGGGGACAAGGAGAAGAUAGAGUUUUCAGUGGGCCCGCGUUACGCCCAUUGUGUGGAGAAUAUAGAAUCGAUAGUCCUAGAAGCCGUAAAGGAGCAGUUAAACAGACGUCAGGCCGAAACUAUAACGAGAAAUUUUUUGAAGCUGCUCUCUUCGGCGUGCGGCUUUGUCGAGAUCAGAAACAUUGCCGUGCCGCGGCUAGAAGUGUGGCUACACAAUCCUAAGUUGAUGAGGCCCGCACAAGAACUGCUCAUUUACAUCUGUUACAAUUGCACGUCUCACACUCAAAGAGACGUCGAGGUCAUAAGUCAAUUGGUCAAGAUGAGAUUGAAGACGAAAGCUGUGAUCAACCUGUACUUGAACGGUGUCAAGGAACUGAUCGGAUUGCAUCCGGAGAACUUAGCCACUAUAUUAAAGCACACAAUUUACAACGAGUUGUCGAACGCUCGUAAUCCGAACAAUAUGCCCAUGCUGGGUAUAAUGUUCCAGACCUUACCCGAACAAGCGGCGAGAUUGCUCGCGGAGAUCUUUCAAGAUCUACUGAUGAAUCGCGAGGAUUAUUUGAGGCCGCUGCGUGCGUUGCUCAGGGAAAUCGUGCGUGUCUGCCGUCACGACAUCAAUCUCAUCGUUUUCGUACGCACGUUAAUGUCCGAGAGAUCGGACAUAACACAACAGUUGCUGAACUUUGAGUUUAAAGAUCGCAUGUUUAUCUCAAUAGUGGAUUUACUAUGCCUGUGCAUGCUCCUGGCGAUAAGUCCGCAGGUGAAGGAGGCGGGCACGUUGUCGCAACGCGCAGAUAAAAAAGACGCGGCUCUGUUGCACCAGUUUCAAAAUCUUGUAGCCAUGAUACAGCAUGAGACUGUGAUGUGGCUGCAGAACUCGGCACAGCAGAUGUAUACCGUCGGACGUAAUGAACUCUUGCAUGCAAUGCACAAGAUUAUGCUCCUAGAAACUCACGAGCACUAUUGUAAACUCGACAAUUGGCCACCAGAGUCAGACAGAGUAUUUUACAUGCGACUAGUAUCUGAGGUUCCAUUGUUGCAAACUACGUUGUGGAGACUAUUAAUGAUUGGUUACUCGAAGGACAAUGGAAUUACUCAUUCAGAGAUCUUAGAGUUGGCUGAUCUGCUGAUUCGACGUGCGGCGGCUAAUUCGACAGAGAAUUUUCCAAUGUUACAGAUUGAUAAAAUGGAUAUAAUUGAGCUUAUUUUUAAUCUCAGCAUUUAUCAGCCACCAGGAACAAUAAACAUACCUGCCGAGUAUCUACCACCGACAUUGGCAAUAGCUAAUCUUUAUUGGAAAGGCUGGACAAUGUUGUUAAUUUUAGCUGCUCACAAUCCAUCUACGAUUGGUGCAUUAGGAUGGAGGCGUUAUCCCAUAUUGAGGACACUGAUGGAAAUGUGCAUCACAAAUCAUUUUUCAUAUCCACCGCCGACUAUGGCUCUGCCGGAGAUAAUCGAACAAGAACGUGCGAAAGAAAUGCAGGUUGAAAGUCAUGAGAAACAACAGAUAUUGGAAUACGAAUCGCAUUUGGCCGCAGCGUCGACCAGGAUUCAGCUAUCCGAGCAGAAUAGUUUCUUGCUGUCGCAAUUGAUCACCAUGGAGCCAACGGGAAUUGCCAGAAGACCACCACUGGCUGUGCUCGAACAGAUACAAUUGUUAAAUACAUCUCAUAGACUGGGCCAUCUGCUUUGUCGAUCGCGUAAACCGGACUUUUUGUUGGAUAUCAUUCAAAGGCAACAGCAGAGCACAUCGCAGAGCAUGCCAUGGUUGGCGGAUCUUGUGCAGAACAGCGAAGGUUCUCUGAGCCAAUUGCCAGUGCAAUGUCUCUGUGAAUACUUAUUAUCGACUAGUCCGCAGACAGUCGAAAAACAGCCCAGACAGCAACAGCUGCUUGCACAUCUUCAGACACUGUUAACCGAUCCCAAUCAGGAUCAGCAGCAUGCAUAUGAAGUUUUGGAGUAUUUCUUGAGGAGACUGAGUAGCCAGCAGAGUAGCAGCCGGGUCCAAGCGAUCACCGGACUCAAGAUGGUUCUGGAUUCAAUUCCCCUUGAGGAUGAAAGUAUGGAAAUCGAUGGAGAAAACGAAAAAGAAACUUGGCUUCUACGAAAAUUGCCGUCGAUACCUCACUUUUUAUCUGUACGUUCACUGGUUUCCACAGCGUUACGUGGUGCUUGUCAGGUUGAAAAUAGCCCGGAUCUCGUGCACACUUACAUAUCAUAUCUGGCCGUGCACACCGCCGAUGAUGAUUUGCCCGACUUGACCGAUCUGGCCAACGAGAUUUCUCAAUUGGUCGUCGAGCGUAGCACCAUUAUCGCGGCCAUUCUGCCUCAACUUGAAAGCGAUAAUGUACGAGCCAAGCAAACGUUGCACUCCUUCAUGGCGAUCUUCUGUAACUAUCUUGAGAAAGCGCGAUCGCCUAGAGGGGAAGGUUACCAGUGGUCCGAAAGCCAAGAUCAGAUCUUGGUUCAAUGGAGUAAUGGCGAAGAAUGCACCAUGCAUAUCCUUGUGGUGCAUGCUAUGAUUAUACUGUUAACGUACGAUACGUCGAAAGAUGAUCCAUUAUUCAAUAAUUUGCUGGAAACUUGGUUUCCUUUAACGGAACAACCAAAAGCUUUCCUUGUAGAUACUAGCGAAGAAGCGCUGCUUAUACCUGAUUGGUUAAAGUUAAGAAUGAUCCGAAGUAAUGUGCCCCGUUUGGUGGACGCUGCCCUGAAGGAUCUGGAGCCCCAGCAAUUGGUACUUUUUAUUCAAAGUUUUGGCAUACCCGUAUCGUCGAUGAGCAAGCUGCUUCACACGCUCGACGCGGGUGUCCAGAUCGAUCCAGGCUCCGUUGGCGAGGCGGUGUUGGACAAAACGUAUAUGGCGCAAUUAGUCGAGGUACAACAUCGAAGGGGCGCCACGGGUGGAUUAGUGUUUGUCCAGGUAUUGCAAUUGCUGGAACCGCAGUUGCCAGACGAGAAUAUCCUGCCAAUUGGGAGAUUGCAGCAACCAUUACCGAUCAGUGCCACGGUGCAGAAGCAGUCCGUCAUACAGUGCUCUGUUAAGACCGACGUGCCGCAUUUGAUAAAUCGUCUCUUCAUCGAGAAUAUUCCGAUGAAUCAGAAAAUGGAUGCUUACCGGCGUUUGCACAAGACUCUGGCAAAAGAUCUGCAGAGAUCAUGUGUAAAGGAGAGCGGUGCAGUGGUGUUAGCGAUACAACACAUAUGCAGUGUUCUUAGUUCUAUGCAGGUCAAGCAGUUUCUGGCCUCGCUUGUGCAUAUGCCACAGUAUUCCUGCACGCUGAUGCGCGUGAUUCUGCUGCCACUUAAGAGGCCGUCGACAUCGAAGCACGUGAUUGAAUUGGCGCGUAACAUGUGUUUAAACCUGAUAUCGUUGAUAGGAGACGUGAAGGCGCCAGUUCUCUCGAUCCUGCGAGAUUUCGCUAAUGUGCAGCUGACAAAGACGCCGCAACGCGCGGAACUGUCAAUGCUGAUGCAGAGUCGCGGCGAGAGCCCCGGCUCGAUAUUGGAGGGUACGGAUCCUUUGAAUUUGGAAGCCGUGGGCCGAAGACUGCUGGAUCUCUGUUUGAAGCAGCAGAAGAAUGAUGACUUAGUCGAGGCCAUGGCGAGAUUAUUGGUCAGUGACAGUAACGAGGGCGCGUUGAAACCUCGUACCGGAUUGCUAAUUGACUGGCUGGCUUCUGUGGAGCCUGAGCUGAUUGGCAUUUGUCCGAAUCUCCAAAUGAAGCUGCUAUUCGGUAAAGCAAAGGUGCACAUCAACAUCGACAACAACGUCGUGAGCUCACACUCCUGCAGACCUUAUUUGUUGACGCUGUUGACGCACAGAGCAAGUUGGACGACCUUGUACAAAUGUGUCGGGCAUUUGUUAGAUAGAUGUGACGACGGAUACGAUCCUACUGCUGUUUUGGACUUUUUAUGGGCCUUGACUUGUAAUCCUAAAUUGUGGCAGGGCCGGGACAAGUUCACGCCGAAGCAUUACGUUCCUGAAAAUAUUCUGCUGUUGGAAGAACGGCAGCUCCUUACGCUAGUAGCGUAUCUAGUGUCCGAAGCUGUUAUUAUCUGCAAAAUGCAGAACAGAAAUGCCGCCUUAGCGAGGAUGGACAUCAGACUCGAUCUACUCUUACAUUGUAUAUCCACUGAGGACAGUCUAAUUUCUAACGUGGUUAACUAUUUAGCGAAACGUAUGAUGGAUAAUACUGAUGCAGACUCGGCUGAUAUGGCACAUCAGUUUCUACUUCACAUGUAUAUGAAAAUUCCGAAAGUUAUUUGUUACCUCGACAUCUUCCAGGUGAACAAAUUCGUCGACGGUGCGAGGAUAACUGACUGGACAGGCUCGGUGCUCGACUGCAUGAGCCAUUCUUUGUUGACGGCUCUGGCAGCGACCUCUAGACAAAAGUCAUGGAAUUCCAAAUCUCAGGAAUUCGAACUUUGUGCGAGAAAGAUGGCUGCAGUACAUCCUAUAUUGGUCCUGCGGCAACUGCCGAUGUUGGCGUCCUCCUUGAUGGGAAGAUGCUAUCUCGAUUUCAGUCAGUUUAGAUCGGGUCAUCAUUUAAAUCUUUUCCAACAAGUUAUGGGGUUAUUGGAGCUAUUGCAGCCGCAUCUAUUUAACAAACAACAUGAAACUGCAUUAGAGAAUACCUUGGAAAAUUAUUUCCAAUGUUUUCAGAAUUAUGGGUAUAUGAAAGACCUCGUCAACUUAGUGAAUAGAUUUGUGUCACUACUACAGUCGUACAUAUUGCACGAUCCGCAACGAGCAUUGAAAUAUCUUCAGAAACAUGCACUUGUUUUACAUGAGUUGCAGAUAAAUUAUUCAAAUGUACCCGCUUUGAGGACACUCGUGUCGGGGAUACCGAUACCGCGGGAAGGAGAAGAUGUAGAUGACAUUUUAAUCACCGUACCUCCUGCGCUACAUCCUCCGGAGCCCACUUUUCCGCAACAUUGGCAAUCGAUAUUGCCUAUACUCACUAAAAUGCAUGGUGAAGAUGUACUCAACGCGCUUCAAGAGAUCGAUCAUGUAUCGAUACGAAAACCUUCAGUUUUAGACCCCAUAACAGACAAUAUAGCCGAACUGCUUGUAUCGCCACAGGGUAACAUCAGAACACUCGCUCACAAUCUACUCGCUAGAGCACUGAAGCAUCGUCCCGCAUCGAACGCGAACAUAUUGUCCGCGUUUCAACGCUGCCUCGACAGUCACAGAGCAGAUGUUCUUUUAUCAGCUUUAGAAAAACUGCCGGAUAUCGUGUUAUGCAUGCAAGAACAUGCUUUACCAUUGAUGCAGAGAGUGUUCGAAUUGGGAGUAAACUCAAACGUCAACACGAUACCUUACAUCACCAAGACUAUAGCUUUAUUGAAUACGCAGCAAGGUUGUUAACAUCUAAAACUAUUAGUCUGUGUAGUUUUGUAAAUAUUACGCGUAAGACUUUUUUACAAUUAAAAUAGAACGGCGGAGAAAACUUUAUUUGUUUCCUUCCAACAUGUUUAAUAAAGGAUCAUCUAUAUCAUAA
Monomorium pharaonis (pharaoh ant) is the source of this 7061-nucleotide messenger RNA. RefSeq names its product integrator complex subunit 1 (gene IntS1). The record is from RefSeq and is a predicted model, not a curated record. Gene Ontology annotation, cellular component: integrator complex. The transcript has 14 exons. Lineage: Eukaryota; Metazoa; Arthropoda; Insecta; Hymenoptera; Formicidae. The coding region runs from base 701 to 6928 and encodes 2075 amino acids. Gene Ontology annotation, biological process: U2 snRNA 3'-end processing.